GGUUUAAAUUCCAUGAUGUCAUUUGUGUGGUGGUUUUGCAAUGCAGAUGUGGUCAUCGGAGGUGUGUUUACACAUCACAGACAUCCUGAAGUUACACUGAUGUUAAUCAGGCAUUUAGCCAAUGAGAAAAAGAAGGACAUAAUUCAGUUUUAAAGCUAUAUGAAAUGGUACUUUAGCAGUGAUAUUCUUUUUAUGUGCAGAAAGGGCACAUACAAGUUGUUAUUUUUAAUUUGGUAAUUUAAAGAGUGUUUAUGCACUUUAAAAAAAUGCAACUGAAAAGAAAACUAUAACAAGCUGCUUUUGUGUGAUUACAAAACUCAUGAUCAGUCAGGUGCUUCUUGUGUGGUGAUGUGUGUGUGUGGGUGGAGGGUGUUGUAGGGACAUUUAUGUCCAGGUAGUUGCGUGGGCUGGUCACCACUUUGGACUUUGUGAGUGUGUUGUGUUGAAGGAGGGAUGACCUGCUGAACAAUGGGCAGCAACAUCAGGAGGAGUGCGAUGCGCGCAGAAACCCUGCUCCAAAAGGGCAAAGGCCAGCAGUGACAGGUCCAGAUGUGCGCGUAGACCCAAAUCGCGAAACCACACGAUAAGUUCUUGUUGAGUAGGAUUUGUUUUAUUUUGAAAAUGCGACGCACAUACCUGCUAAAGAAACAGCGACAGCCCAGAACAGCCCCGGGCGCUACAAUGCUAAUGUUGUCGGGGGCUUUGACUUCUCCCAGCCAUUGCACAGAAGCUGCUCCGUGUGACAGCCACGGCGCCUCUCUUCCCUCGGUGAUCGCUACCCCGCUUUUCACGCCUCUCCAGAUUUGGCAGGUGCGUUUGAAAAAGCCGACCACGUCCUAUCUCUUAACCUCAACGUCUGCGCUGUAAUGGACGAAACGGACAUCAUGGAUUUAACGCACCAGAAAUCGAGAAAGCGACCGCGUCCAAUCAGUUCCGUGGAUGAGUCCGUGCACGCUUCCCUCAAACGGCUUCCAAUCCGAGCGGUGGAGUGCAGGGAGCCCUCUCUGAUGUACAGAGGAGAGCCGAUCCACGGAGCAUCUCUCAAACAAAAUGACCACUCGGUGAAUUCCUCUCCAAACACAGUGAUGCCGGCGCAGGAUAGUCGCUCCAGCAUGUCCAGGCCCAUGAUCACACGGUCACCGGUGUCUCCCUUGAGCAACCAGGGCAUCCCAGCACCUGCACAGCUCACCAAAUCCAAUGCCCCUGUGCACAUUGAUGUGGGCGGACACAUGUACACCAGCAGUCUGGCCACCUUGACCAAAUUCCCAGAAUCCCGAAUCGGUCGUCUCUUUGAUGGCACAGAGCCUAUAGUCCUGGACAGCCUGAAGCAGCACUACUUCAUUGACAGGGAUGGACACAUGUUCCGCUACAUCCUCAACUUCCUCAGGACGUCCAAGCUCCUCAUCCCAGAAGACUUCAAAGACUACAGUCUGUUGUAUGAGGAGGCCCGGUACUUCCAGCUGCAGCCCAUGCUUGCUGAGUUGGACAGCUGGCGCCAUGAUCAGGAUCUAAGCCGGGUGUCGCGCCCCUGCGAGUGUUUGGUGGUGCGCGUUGCACCUGACCUGGGAGAGAGGAUCACUCUCAGCGGAGACAAAGCCCUGAUUGAAGACGUCUUUCCGGAAAUCGGUGAUGUCAUGUGCAACUCUGUGAAUGCUGGCUGGAACCAUGACUCCACGCACGUCAUCCGAUUCCCACUUAAUGGAUACUGCCACCUCAACUCUGUUCAGGUUCUAGAGCGUCUCCAACAACGUGGUUUCGAGAUUGCCGGCUCCUGUGGAGGAGGCGUUGACUCAUCCCAAUUCAGCGAGUACGUCCUUAGGAGGGAACUAAGGAGGACGAGUCAGCGAGGCUCCAAUUCAAACAGGAUAAAGCAGGAGCAGCUGGACUAGAAACCUCCUGAGCAGCAGGAGGUGCUAGACUUUUCUGUGGCAGCCAAACGCUUGAAGCUGCAGGGAUCUGAGGACUCACUUUUUCUUCGUUUUCCUUGUUGAUGUUUUUGUUUUCUUAAACUUGAGAACCAUCUAAAAAUUUAAAUGAAAUGCAACAGGAGAUUUUUUGCCAUAAGAAGAGACAAGACAUUUGAUAAGUUUGAGAUGCAAGGACAUUUGUGAAUGUCUAGCCCCCCCCAUAAACCAAUUUAAAAGGAUUUACCUACGAUGGAUCCCAAAAAAAAGUUUGUUUUAAAACUUGGAGCCUACAUUAGGUUGAAUAUGAUUUCUAUUAUACCCAGAUAAAUUUAAAAAAGGCUUUUAUUUCUUAUGUAGUAUGUGACAUAACGUGUCACUAGUGACUUGGUUUUGAUGUCUCACUGGCAAAUUGGCUAAGUCUGUUUUUAUCCCUUGCUGUAAAAAGUUCACUAAUGUGUUACAGUACAGAAUGUCUCAGUUCUCAUAUACAGUUAGUUUCAACAAAGUAUAAUUUUUCACAAAUCACACGAUGUUGAAUAUUGUGAUACCAAUGAAGUGUUUUUUUUUUUUUUUACUUUAAUGGAAGUUAUUUUUGGGAAUAUGCCAUGACAUGAUAGUUGACAUUAGUGCCAUCAAAAUUAAACCUCAAAGACCAUUCUAUACGCAGAAAAUAAAAUAAUUUAGUAAACUAUAAUAUCGCAGCAUUUGCCUCAUUGGGGAGUAUGAAUACUAGUCCCCAUGUGCUACUUUGGGGAUCAUUUAAUUGGAGCAUAAUAUUCCUCUGAUUCAUGACCUGUAAAUUCUUCAUUGUAUACGUGUUUGUGUUUUUUACAUUUAAUCUUUUUAAAACAAAUGUGUUGACUCGACAAGACUGAACAGAUUAAAGCUUAUUGUACUACCCACUCCAAGAUCACUUUUACUCGUAGCACAUAUUGAUAUGAAGUUGGAUAUAAAGUAUUUCUAAGAUGACUGACCCACCUACGCUCCCUAGAUUUGAGUAAAGAGGAAUGUAGCACAAAAUGUGAAAUAAAUCUCAACUACAGUU
Molecule: messenger RNA, 2952 nt
Organism: Eleginops maclovinus (Patagonian blennie)
Lineage: Eukaryota; Metazoa; Chordata; Actinopteri; Perciformes; Eleginopidae
Gene: kctd1
Product: potassium channel tetramerization domain containing 1
Exons: 5
Coding region: 867-1889 (340 amino acids)
Biological process (GO): negative regulation of DNA-templated transcription; protein homooligomerization
Cellular component (GO): nucleus
Molecular function (GO): transcription factor binding; transcription corepressor activity
Source: RefSeq, a predicted model, not a curated record